Messenger RNA from Paramecium sonneborni, 546 nucleotides. Lineage: Eukaryota; Ciliophora; Oligohymenophorea; Peniculida; Parameciidae. The record is from the annotation of a GenBank genome assembly.
AUGCAAAAAUUACCUAAGUUUGUUAACACUUUUGAAUAAGAUUUAAAUUAAUUAGAAACACCUCCUCAUAGAUCAAUGCUUGCAAAUUAUGAAAUUUUAAUAAAAACAAAGAAUUAUUUAGAUUAAGUAUUUUAUUAAAAGCUAGAAAAAUCUUCAAUUCAUACCCAAACAAUACUUGCAGCAAGUGUAACAGACAAUAAAUCACUAGUAUUUGAUGGAGAGAGAAAUUUAAGAUCUAGAACUAUAGAUUAGUUUCCACAAGAUCUUAAGAUUGACUCAUAAUUGAGAUUAAUUGCUGGAAAAAAAUUAUAAGUUAAAAACUGUUCUCAAACUAAAUUAAAUAAUGGAGAAACAUAAUGUACAUAGACAACCUCAAGAAGAGAAAGUACCAGCAGUUUUUUAAAGAAAGGAAUUUUAAAAAAUCAAAGUUCUAAAGAUGAGUUCAAUAUGAACCAAAAAAGAAGUGUUAGUGUUCAUUCAGGAAAAAGUGUAAGGUUUUGUCUAGCCAAUGGUAAUAUUAGAUAAUUAAUAAUGUUGAGAAAAUGA